Molecule: messenger RNA, 1791 nt
Organism: Plasmodium gallinaceum
Lineage: Eukaryota; Apicomplexa; Aconoidasida; Haemosporida; Plasmodiidae
Product: phospholipase DDHD1, putative
Exons: 3
Coding region: 1-1791 (596 amino acids)
Cellular component (GO): cytoplasm
Molecular function (GO): glycerophospholipase activity; metal ion binding
Source: RefSeq, a predicted model, not a curated record
AUGAAUUAUACUUUGAAAGUUGAAGAUAGUAUUGAUGACGACGAAAAAAAAAAGAAAAACAAUCGUUUUAAAUUUUUUCCUAAAAAAGAAAAAAGUGUUAAUAAAAAAACUCUUAAAUGUAAAAAAGAUACUGAAAUAAAAUUUUAUGAAGAAGAACCUUAUUUAGAUGACAAAGUUAACGACGUAGAUUAUAUUAUAUUAAUAAUUCAUGGUAUAGGAUCAAAUGAAGAAUUGAUUAUAAAUCAAUGUGAAGAUCUUAAAAAUAGCUUUAAAAUUGUAAAAAAAAUGUGGUUUUUUGAUUAUCCUUUUAAUAUACAUUUUCAUAUAUUUAAUUGGAAAAAGUAUAUAAUUGACGCACAAAUUCAUGUUUUUAAUAGAAUAAAUAUCAAUACAAUGACAGAGACUAGAAAAAUAGUUAAUUUAGCUUCUGGGGAUAUAAUAUGUUUUUUACAUCCAAGAUAUGGGGAUUAUAUAAUGCUAAAUUUAUAUAAUGAUAUUAAUAAAACUUUAGAAUCUUUAAAGAGUGAUUCAACAGGAAGAUUUAAAAAUUCCAAAAUAUGUCUUUUAGGAUAUUCACUAGGUAGUGCAAUGGCAUAUGAAAUAUUAAACAAUGUGAAAGUUCGAAUUAGUGAAAGUAAUUUGAAAUAUAAUUUAAAAAGUAAAAUUCAUUAUUUAUUUACACUUGGAAGUCCGUUGAGUGCUUUAUUAUCUUUAUAUAAACCUGAGUAUAUAAACAAUGGACUUAAGUUAAUUAAAGAAUUGAAAUUUUAUAACAUUUUUCAUGGUUUUGAUCCGGUUGCUUUUAGAAUUGAGCCACUAAUUUAUCCUAAAAUAAAAAAUAUUCCUCAACCAGUUUUAAUUAAUUAUUGGAGAAAUAAUGGAGCUAGGUAUUGGUUUGAAUGGGAUAAAAAUAUGCAUAAUGCAAAAAUAGCUAUUGUUCAAAAUUUAAAUGACAUUACAUCUGCCAUUACCACUGGUUUUUAUAAAUUUAUCGGAAAAUCUGAAAGUAACGAUGAGAAUCAGGGAACUUUAAAUAGAAACAUUUGCUAUAAUAAAUGUGAAAGCAAAGACAUAAAUAUGUUCUUACUAAAAGUAAAAGAAAAUCAAAGAAAAAUGGCCAUUCAAAAAAGAAAAAUUAACAUAGAGAAGGAUAAAAGGAAAAAUAAAUCUUGUAAUGAAACAUGUGAAAUUGAAAACGAGAAAAGAUAUGAAUUAAAUAACUCCAACAUUGCAAACAAUAGUGAUUGUAGUUCUAAAGAAAAUUCAAGCUAUGCAGAUAGUACAAAAAGUGUUUGUGCAUCUCAAGAUUCUAAUAGUGAGCAUUCUUUUUUUGAAUAUGAUAUAAGUGAUAAUUCAAAUGAAGUCAAAAAUAAAGGAAACAAUAAAAAUAGUAGUAAUAAUAUACUAACUACUAAUUCUAAUAAGGAAGAAGAAGAAUUACCUCUUCGAUAUGAUUAUCAGUUGCAAGAAUUUAUAAUGGAACAUUAUAUUUAUCCAUUGGCUGUUGCUAAAUCUCAUUUUAAUUAUUUUAUAAUUAAAGAUAUUUCCUUCUUCAUAUUAAAAGAGUUAAUAAAUAAGAACACUUCAAUAAGCUAUGAGGAUUAUUUAACAAAAAUUGAAAGAGAAUAUAAUAAUAAGGCUUUAAAUGAAAAAGAUAAUGUAAAAAAAGAUAGAUACUUAAAAAUAUCAACGAAAGCAUGUAAAACACUUGAAGAAUUCCGAAAAUACGAAAGGAGUAUUCAAGCCAUGUCAGAUCCUUUUAACAUGAAAAACUUCAAAAAUUUGAUUUAA